Blastomyces gilchristii SLH14081 is the source of this 4247-nucleotide messenger RNA. RefSeq lists its product as uncharacterized. The record is from RefSeq and is a predicted model, not a curated record. Lineage: Eukaryota; Fungi; Ascomycota; Eurotiomycetes; Onygenales; Ajellomycetaceae. The transcript is spliced from 4 exons. Bases 45 to 4247 code for a protein of 1400 amino acids.
UGCUAACUCGUGCGUGCGGGUAGACUGGUCAACUUAUACUGGAGAUGAUCCGGAAAUCAAAGGACAACGGGGGAAUGUUAGCAUUGGGCGGCGAAGAGAAUAUGCGAAAACUUGGUGCGACCGUUCUGAGCGAACCGGACUACGUUUUGCGAUUGCUGGCCAGUGUAAUUAUCCAGACUAUCGUUGCUUCACAUGUCGAUCCCGGGAUCUUUUGGCCUCCGAGCACGCCGCAGCCAGUCCUGGGCAUGUUUUCCUCAGGAGACCCGAUCGCCUCCCACUGGAUAGAGAAAUUCAAUGUCUUUGUAUCUAGUCAAGACACGCAGCAAAAGGCAGAGCCUCAAAGGAUGCAUACCCUCCAAACUAUCAAUAUUGGAGCAUUAGAUAUCGGCCACAGUAACUGCUUAAUCGGAGUAUUGGUAUCUAGUCUCCUCAGGGUUAUGAUAACUGAAGACAACCGUUUUCAGUUUAUGGAAAUUCGUGUAGGCCACAUUGACAAGCUUGUACUGCACGAGAGAACGGCAACGCUAGAUGUGUACCUCUGCGGCAAUGGUUUUUAUAUGACGAAUGGUCUGAUGGAAAAGGCAGACAAGGUUUCCAUGGUAUUUGAAAAUCAGAACCAAGGGAUCGAGGUUCGGGACGCCCUUGAACAACAGUGUCGGCUCGCCGAAGGAGCCAAUGGGGGAUUCAGGGCUAGCAACGGGUUCUCCAACCCUGCGAGAUCCCGCUCGCACGAAAAACAAGGCAGCUCACUUGAAUCAUUUUUGUGCAAGACGGGGGUUGUAAAGGAUUUAACCACUCUACCCCUCGAUUUUGGUAAAUCUACACCCCAGAAUCCGAGAAGAAAGGCAUCCUUCGCCGCCAUGGUGCUCUCCUUUGACGAGGAAGCUAUAAAUGGCUCCAGUGCCCAUCUCGAUUUGAGCGUGUCCUGCAACGUGAACGAAGGAGAUCAGGAUAAAUCACAUCCAGGAGGUGAGCAGUGGAUAAUUAAUAAUAAGGAUUGUUCUGGCACCGUAGGGAGCGAAUAUUGUGACUCGUACCCGCCUAGGGUUAGCGAGACACCAGAGCCUGGAAAUCCGCCUGAAAGUCGUUCGCCCAGACACGAACGAAUCCCAAGUCCCCGAAUAGCCCCCAACGCUGUAAUUCCGUCCAAAACGCAGGAUAAUAUAUCCUGCAAUGGCGAGGGUGUUGUUGAGCCGCAUAUUAGUCAGGGGCAGGGUGACUGCCAAAUUGGGCUGCCAAGCCUCGCCCGACAAGCACUUCAACUUCAACCUCAACCUCACGACUCUAGUUCAUUUGCAAAUGUUCUAGGACAGGAGGAUCAAGUUGUGGGAAACAGUCUGGAUUCGGGUGGUUUGGACGUUCAAGAGGCGCCUCUCGCUGCUAACAACCCUGCCACUGACUCUGAACAAUUAGCUGACAUCCUGGUCGAGGACUCCCCGCCAAAUGAUACAAACCCUGGCUCAUUCAAUAAUAAUCCGACGAAUAUGGGCCAGCAAAUCAAUGUUACGGUCAAACACCCAUCUGAAAAGCAGAAUGGAGAUAAGGUUCCCGAUCAGACUGCCAGCAGCUCGAAACUCAAACGACCCCAUAACCGGAUCAGCGAAUCCAGAGCUAACCAACUAACCAUUGACUGGGACCAGGACCUUCGUGUAGAGAAUGAUGUUGUAGGCCGACCAGCAAGCUCUUCUAAGAAACAGAAAAGAACGUCACCCCAACUCAAGGGUCCCACGAAAACCUCCAAACCAAAAAGCAUCUCACGAUCAUCGAAAAAGCAUAAGAAGCCGGAACAAACCCUUGUCUUGACCCCGCAUAUUGCUCCAACGUCAGCUAAAAGCAAGACAAAGAAAACGGGUCGUCAAGUUACAAAAACAUUGACAUCUGCUCGUCAGCGCCGAGCUGCGGCUGAAAAAGCAAACCAGAAGCUUGCGUUGGCCAACGAAUUUGAAAAUGCAGCAUACGACGUUGAUGAUCCUAUCGAAUCAAGUCCGCCAGAGGAGUCUAUAUUGGCUGCCAACCAGGGCAAUUGGACAGGGGGCACAGUUGUAAUCUCCCCUGUUGUAAUCUCUGAAGAUGCCCAGGUGCAGGAGGUACGCUCCAUCGAGGGUGUCGUCAACCCUAGCACAAGUCGUCCAGCCCCAGAAUUCUCUAAUCUAGUCACAUCUCCUGAAGUUCUUGGGCCUAACCAGGCCACAGCAAAUGAGGAGAAUAGACGACCUGUCUACCUCCCUGGAGAGGAAGAUGCCGAUCAAAAUCUGGAUUUGCAGGGAAGAAAUAUAGCUGCAAGUGGAUCUAGUCCCUCUGCUGGGUCAGUCGAAGUGCGCAAUUCCGAAGCCCCUUCCAAUAUGGACAACGCGCUCCAGAAAACGGCUGUUGAAUGCAGGGAGAACAGCUGGGGAAAGAGGCUUUCCGAUGCCUUGGCCAAAGCAGGCAUUCUAUCAUCAAACUCUUUGAUAGCAGUUAAUAAUGUUAACGGCACGGAUUGUCAAGCGCGAAAGGACGUAUCUGAAAUUUCCAAAAACGUUUCCCAGUUCAUCGCACGGCAGGCGGUUGUUAGUCAACGACCUUCCCUGGAUGAGCAUGACAAGCUAGACCACUCAAAGAUCCAGCUUGUGGAAAAUGCCGGAGCGCCUGUGAAAGUCGCCAGGCCAAACGAUGGAGCUUACCAGAGUGUACCAGAAGGAGAUCAGCAUAAAACACAGUCCACAGAGACAAAAAUACAGGGUCAACCGACAGCUACCACUGAAAUCCGCAGUAUUUUAAUGUCCGAGAGUAACGGUCCAAACAAUGUUGAAGGAAACAAGAGUGACGCUCUCCCAGAGACAGCAAUAGCCCUUAGAAAAGUACAGAUUGUCGGUUUCGACUCAAACGGGCCCAAAAACCAGUGCACCAUAUCUAGUGGCACAUCCGGCCGAAAUUUGACGAAAGCUGAUACCAGUACACAUGAGAAUCAUAAUAAUGAAGACGCCCGUCCUACCAAGGAUGGUUUAGAAAAUUGUUCAGACGAUAGAAUUGACGAAAUCGACGAGAUGGAUGAGGUGUCCCUGAUUCCAACGUCCGAAUGUCGUAGGUUGGAUAUUGGUAGUCAAAACGGCGGCUCCCACAUCCAUUCUAGCUCAGUUUGCGAAGUUACUGAAGUUGAGUUUCGAUCGCAACGCCGGGCUGUGCAGCCUAUCCCAAGCCAGAGCCAAAGGGUUGAUGAGAAUGGCAGCCCUCAGCCUAUCCGCAGAAAGUUCCGUGCAAAGGGACCCACAAGUAAUAUAUCACCUGACGCCGAACUUCCAAUUGAUAGUACUUCAGCGACAUCGCACCCAUCAGAGCUUUCGGUUUCUUUGUCAGGAGAGGAUGUUGCCGUUAACAAUCGUAUAUCGACAAGUUCCGAAUCUGAAAGCACCCACGUAGAUCUCAAACACCAGGGCCUUGCAACGAACGACGAGAGUCAUGAUAGUUCCAAUUCCGAAAACCCGCCCCAGCGCAGGGACGCACCUUUAAAGCAACAGGGUGAGAAUACAAGAAGUUUUGCAGCUCGCAAUCGAUCCAAUCUAAUGGACAAUUCAUUUUGGAGACGGAGCGCUCCGAGCGCAUUCGCUGGACGUCUCAGAGGACAGCGAAAGGAAAAACAAAACAAGCAAUCGCAGAGGAACAAAAAAGGACAUAAACACGUGCGGACGAUGAAAAAAACCUCCCGGAAGUCGAAUAUCAUGCCAUUUAUAGAAUCUAGUAGUGAACUCGAUCAUGAUAUCAAUAGCUCCGAGGCUGAGGUAUACGACGGGGAGAGUAGAUACUGGGACACAUCUGAGGUUUCUUCUGGCUCAAGUUCAAACCUCUCGUAUACCCUGGUGGAAGAGUAUAGAGAUGUGGAAUCUGAGUGGCAGAAUGCGUUGCGAGCGACCCAAAAGACCAGCCUAGACAUACUGCUAGAUACUAGUAGCCGGCUCAUUCGACACCUGUUAGAUGAGGAGCAAGCCAUCACCAAGGUCGUCGACACCUACAGACAAGGCGGGAGUCGAUUAGUAGAGCAACUGAAACAGCGAUACGAUGAGGAGCUUGAGGAGUGCGAAAACCGGCUGCUACCCAUCAAGGAAGAGCUGAUUGAGCGUUGCGAGAUGAUAAUGGCUCGUCUCAUCAGUGAUAGACAGAGCUUCUUAAAGCAACCGGCCAUGAAGGAUCUUUCUGCAGCGGUCCAUAAGCGAAAGAAGUUGCUAGGGCGAAUUGAUGUUGUGAUGAAAGAAUACGGGGCGGAUGAUUAG